Molecule: messenger RNA, 1865 nt
Organism: Cajanus cajan (pigeon pea)
Lineage: Eukaryota; Viridiplantae; Streptophyta; Magnoliopsida; Fabales; Fabaceae
Product: transcription factor bHLH130
Biological process (GO): regulation of transcription by RNA polymerase II
Cellular component (GO): nucleus
Molecular function (GO): protein dimerization activity; DNA-binding transcription factor activity, RNA polymerase II-specific; RNA polymerase II cis-regulatory region sequence-specific DNA binding
Source: RefSeq, a predicted model, not a curated record
AAGACAACAAUCUUAGCUUUCUUCCCCACAAUUUCUCCCCCUUGAGUCUGUGUCUGGAUUUUCAUCUCUGAUCCAAACUCUUGAAGCUUAAGAACCUGAGCCUUAUUGAACUCGAACGUGCCAAGUUUUUGUGUUGCACGUUUUGCUGCUUUAAACUUUGUUGAGGACAGAAUUUGCAUUUCCCUUUGGAAUUCUGGUCUUAGACUUCUUAGGCUAUCCCGGUCACCAAGGUUAUUGUGAAGAUAAAAUGAGUAUUGUUUAUAGUCAUGCUGUGAAGUAUUCCCAAGGAGAGACAAGGAUGAACCCUGAAAUGGAUCCAAAUAUUGGUCAACAUUGUCACCAACACAAUUCUGGCCUAACGCGGUACCGUUCUGCCCCAAGCUCAUUGCUCACAAGCCUUGUGAACAACAACAACAACAACAUUGGUUGUGUGAAUGGUGAAGCUUUCAGAAGUGACCAUAAUGAUCAUCAGCAGCAGCAGCAGAAUUAUCCUCCCACCACAAGUUCAGAAAUGGAGACCAUGUUGGCCAAGUUGAUUUCUUCAACCAAUUCUGAGCCUUUGCAAGUGAAGCAAGAAGCAGGGGACUCUGUUUCACAGCCACCACCACAAAACAGUGGUUACUCCUAUGGGCCUUCACCUCAGAUAAUGUACCAAACUCAGCAAAUUCAAGGCUUGCCAAUGCCAAAUGGCUCUCUGGGUGCUUCAGGGAAUGCUUUUGAUGGCUCAUUCAGUGCAGUGAGUUCCCUGCCCUCACAGAAUUCUACACAAACUAAAAUGAGUGCCUCCAACCAUUGUUCCAAUCUCAUUAGGCAAAAGAGUUCCCCUGCUGGGUUCUUCUCCAAUUACUCAGUUGAUAAUGCUUUGAGAGAUGUAGCAAGUUUUAGGGGCUGUGAUGUCUCAAACGGACAAGCUAUUACAACCACCAGUGGACUGCAUGGUACUUUGAACUUCUCAUCUAGGGCAUCCUCUUGCUCCACCCGGAUGCCACAGAUUGCUGAAAAUGGAAAUGAAGGUGUGGAAACAAAUUGUGUUGAAAGUAGAAACCUGAGAAAUGACAAUGGCAACUCCAAAUGUUACAUGCCUUCUUUCACCAGUGACUUCUGGGAUGCUUCUGCAUUCAGUGCCUCCAAAGCUAGCAACAAUGCUGAAAUCUCGUUUUCCACUUCAAAUGCUAUGGAUAUUCAGGAUGCUGAUUUUGGAUAUCAAAAUGUUGGUUUGACCCACCAUUUGAGUCUGCCUAGCUCUUCUACUAAGAUGGCUACCAUGCAGAAAUUUUAUCAGAUUCAAGGAUCUGUUCCAUGUAAAAUUCGUGCCAAGAGAGGCUUUGCUACACACCCAAGAAGCAUUGCAGAGAGGGAAAGAAGAACACGAAUUAGUGCAAGAAUCAAGAAAUUGCAAGACCUUUUCCCAAAAUCGGACAAGCAAACAAGCACAGCAGAUAUGUUGGAUUUGGCAGUUGAUUACAUUAAAGACCUACAGAAACAAGUUAAGAUGCUCACAGAUACUAGGGCAAAGUGCACUUGUACAAGUAACCAGAAGCAAUAUUCUAGACCUUGUGCCUGAUUUAUAUCCUUGUAGAUAACCAAAGGAAGGAUUUCUUAUUUUUGUAUUUAUUCUUUGUUGUACCAAAAUUUAGAGCCAUUGUCAUUAUGUAGAAUAGUGCUGAUAUUUGCUAGUAUCUAAGAAUUUAGGUCCAGCUCCGUGUGAAUCUCUUUCCAGUUUUGUUUUUUCAUUUUCCCUCUUUUUUUUUCUUUCUUUCCUUUACUUGGUUUAAGGAUCAUUCAUUAUGUACUAAUAAGUUUAGAAAGAGUCAUUGUAAAUGCUCAUCAUUUUAUUCAUAAGAGGUUUGUUCUUGAGAAACUAU